Plasmodium gonderi is the source of this 903-nucleotide messenger RNA. Its product is annotated as variable surface protein. Lineage: Eukaryota; Apicomplexa; Aconoidasida; Haemosporida; Plasmodiidae. The record is from RefSeq and is a predicted model, not a curated record. Bases 1 to 903 code for a protein of 300 amino acids. The transcript is spliced from 3 exons.
AUGGUUAGAAUAAAUUAUGAAAAUAUAGUAAAUUGUCCUGUGUGUAAUGCAUUUAUGGAAGAAUAUAUUAAAAAUCCCGUGCCUCAAAAUGAAAAAUGUUCUAAUGGCAUUUUUUCUGAAGAUCGGCAAAUAAUGAAUAUAUUUCAAACACAUAAGUGUAACGCAGCCAUGUCAUUUGUAUCAUUUAUUGCAAGUGAUUUUUAUAAUUUUCCUAGAGAAGCACGUUGUUUUUACUUAUAUUAUUGGUUAUAUAAAGAAAUAAAUGCCCAUAAUAAAAGUACUAUUAUAGAGAAAAAUUUUUAUAAUUUGUUAUUUUAUAGUAUUUCUAAUACCGAUUUGUGUGAUUACAAUAAAUAUAAUGAUAUUACAGAUGAUCAAAUUAGUAGACUCAGUGAUUUAUAUGACAUGAUUACGAACAUUUAUUAUAUAAAAACAUCUAAUUAUCCUUCUAAAAAAAAUAAAUGCGAUUGUGCUGAUGAAUGCUCACAGAUAUAUGAACUCUACCAUAAUGAAUGUGAACACAGCAUAGACAAUAAUUUUUGUCAAGCAUUAAAAAAUAUUAAAAGACAAUAUAAUUCUUUAAUCAGCUUAUCUUAUGGAUGUGAUACUAUUAGAUGCAAAAUUUUACCCUGUAUACAAAAUAAUGAGACUAUAAUGCCUUCUCCCAGAACGAAUAUUAAAAAUACUAUUAUAACUACAACACUUUUAAUAUUAGCAAUACCCGUUUUUGUUUUUUAUACUUAUAAGUUCAAUUUAUACAAUUAUUUCAUUCCCCAUGGGGGAAUAAGAAAAAAUGAAUUAAGGAAUUAUAUAGAUAAUGAAUUAGAUGUGAUGGAGAUAUCUGCAAUAUCGAACAGUAUGCUAAAGAAUUCUCAACGAAAUAUAUUUUAUCAUACUUCAUAA